Molecule: messenger RNA, 933 nt
Organism: Magallana angulata
Lineage: Eukaryota; Metazoa; Mollusca; Bivalvia; Ostreida; Ostreidae
Product: collagen alpha-1(X) chain-like
Exons: 2
Coding region: 62-859 (265 amino acids)
Molecular function (GO): protein binding
Source: RefSeq, a predicted model, not a curated record
CUAAUCAGGACUUGUAUGGUCAAGGUGUUUCAAAGAUAAGAAUAAAAACAAAUCUAACGCAAUGGCGUCUUGGAACUGUCGCCUCGUACUUCUGUUUUGCCUGUUCUCUCCACUUAAGGCAGAAAACGAAGAUUCAAAAUGGAGAGGGGAAAUGGAAGAACAGAUGAGAAAACUUGCUGCAAUGGUCGAGGAUCAAGGUAGGAUUAUCAAGGGACAGAACUCUGAGAUAGCAGCCCUUAAAGAACGAAUCAGUGAGUUAGAAACCAAGAGUGAGGUCAAAGAGGCUUCAGAGAAGCAAAUACACUCCUCCAUACAUAAAACGGAUAUCAAAAUCGACCAGAUUAUAAAGACAAUGAAGGAACAACAAAAGCCUUUUCCGUCAGGUUUACAAAAACGUCUCCUCCUCGACUCGUCGAUAGUUCAUGAGACCCCAAUAGCUUUCUACGCCUACAUCUCCCAUGACUUCACGCAUGUCGGAAAUGAUCACGUGUUUAUUUACGACACCGUGGUGACCAAUAGUGGACACGCUUACAACAACUACAGCGGGAUCUUUACAGCGCCAUCUAGCGGAUUGUAUGCCUUUGCAUACUCAAUUGCAGUCGCUGGGCAUCAUAUAUCUGGGGAUCACGAUUCAAACCUCGGAGAAAUAUCUGUGAGGUUAGUGCGCAAUGCUUCGCCAGUUGGUUCUAUUGCAGCUGACACAGAGUCGGUGAACGAAGAUGAAAUGGCCACUGGUUUCGCCAUUCUGUAUCUGGAUGCCGGAGAUAUUGUUAAAGUCGUUAACCCGUCAAAAGGCCAAGGGUCGUUUUUAAGUAACUUAAGAGAAUAUUGGACAUUUUCCGGAUUCAGAAUUGGCUAAUGCUUUACCCAAUUCAAUGUAAAUAAGGUCUUUUUAGUAAAUACAUAUUAUUUCCAAAUAAAAUGUAUCGUUUA